AUGAUUCAUUCCUUCAUAUCCAAAUCUCCCUCUUAUUACCACGCUAGAAGUACAAAGAAACCGCGUAAAUCUAAGCACCAACAGAGGAUAACUACUGAAGAUGAAGAAGAGGAAGAACAAGUUGAGAGUGAUUCUACGGAUCCUCUGGUUGAUGAAUCGGAAGGUUAUUCAGGAGCAUAUGCUAGAUCCCCACUUCCAAAAUCAUCCCAAGGUGGUCGAUUUUCUCACGAGGAUAGUCAGAGUUCACGUGAGGAAGAUGUUGAAGAUGACGAUGGUCUGCGCGAAGUCCUCGAUGCAGUUCCAGAGCUGAAGAGCAGUAAACUUGUUGGUGAUGAAUACGUAUUCAGCUUAACGGAAUCGAUGGAUGAUGGUAUACGAAAGCGCAAACGCCGAAAAGUCUCUUCAAAGAACUCCCAGAAAUCGGAUGAUCCUGAUCCCACAUGGUCGGCCGUGUCAAACUCAACUCUCGCAAGAAGGAGACGUUCCAAUUCAUCCUCAAAGCGUCCUUCGCACCCCCCUUUUGCACAUAUCCUCAAUGUUUCACGGCCCACUAGCACUCAUCAUUCCUUAGUAAGUGCGCAUGUAUCUAUCUUUGAGAAUUAUAUUUGGUUAUAUUUUCAGACAUUUUAA
This is a messenger RNA of Rodentolepis nana, 630 nucleotides long. The record is from the annotation of a GenBank genome assembly. NCBI's taxonomy places the organism in Eukaryota, Metazoa, Platyhelminthes, Cestoda, Cyclophyllidea, Hymenolepididae.